CCCCCCUCGCCCCCCAGGUGUUCAGCACUUACUCCAACGAGGAUUACGACCGCCGCAAUGAGGACGUGGAUCCCAUGGCGGCCUCGGCCGAGUACGAGCUGGAGAAGAGGGUGGAGAGGCUCGACCUGUUCCCCGUGGAGCUGGAGAAAGACUCGGAAGGGCUCGGGAUCAGCAUCAUCGGGAUGGGCGCGGGGGCCGACAUGGGCCUGGAGAAGUUGGGAAUCUUCGUCAAGACGGUGACGGAAGGAGGGGCGGCGCACCGGGACGGCAGGAUCCAGGUGAACGACCUGAUCGUGGAGGUGGACGGCACCAGCCUGGUGGGGGUCACGCAGAGCUUCGCCGCCUCCGUGCUCAGGAACACCAAGGGCCGCGUCCG
This is a messenger RNA of Cyanistes caeruleus (blue tit), 376 nucleotides long. NCBI's taxonomy places the organism in Eukaryota, Metazoa, Chordata, Aves, Passeriformes, Paridae. The record is from RefSeq and is a predicted model, not a curated record.